GCCUGAAGAAUCAAAGCUUAAAUGAAUAUAAGCUUUAGGAAUACAAGGAAAUUAUAAUGAUAGAACUGCAUGAGAGAUCCAAGGUGGAGUGGAGGAAGUGACUCUACAGCUUUUUCACUUUUUCAGCGCCCCACCAAAGAAGCUACUAAACCAAAACCCAUUUUUCUUGCUGACCAUUUUUCUUACUGCUUCUUAGGGUUUUGAGGAAGCAUUUUCAGCUCUCCAAAAACCCUGCGAUUGCUGCCGGAGAUUCUCGUUGUCGCCGCCGUAGUUACUGACGGUGGAGCCACAUACAUUUGGACCUCGUUUACAGUUGUCGUCUUUCACUGGUCACUACCCGCUCUGUCUCUCCUCCUCCAUCUUUUGAGGUUAUUGCAGUUGUAUUGCACUGAAUCUUUUGGUACUUUUGGUUUAGAGGUGAAAACUGGAAUUUUGGGCCAAAAACUAGCCAGCCUAUGGCAUUGAGGCGCUUUUUGGGGUUUUCUGAUGGGGAGUUAAUGAGAUCAGAUGCUAAACCCUGUUCCCGGUUGAUGAGACAAACGGCUGGGAUUUUCUCUGUUGGUGGAGCAUUAGGAUUUUGGGUUCUCUGUCGCCUGCAUUAUGGUCCCAGAAUUACAAUUCCUCGAAGUCUUAGGUGGGCUGCCUGUGGAGCAAUCACUGCAAGCUCAUCUACAGCUUUGCUUGUCCGGCUGUUUAGUCCUGAAUGUGAGCCACAAAAUAUAGCUGCUUUUGACAAGAAAAAGUAGUAAUUAACACAUUCAAGUUUUGAUAUUUGUAAAACUACAGUGUCUCCUGUGAGUUUCUCUCCUAAAAGUGGGCAUUUGCAUGUUUUAUAAACUAUUCUGCAUGGGGAAGGGUGGUUGUAUUGUAAGCAAUCAAAAGUUUUAUCAAAAAAGGUGGAAGGUUGGUUGUAAGCAUGGAAGGGUGGUUGCUUUUAAUACAUUUCGCCGUUUUAUCCAACCAAAAAUAAAAAUAAAAAAAUGGAAGGGUGGUUGUGUCGUUUGUCAACUUACGAAAUGACAGUUUUAUUUAUUGUCUAGCCAAGUAGUUUCAUUUGCC
This is a messenger RNA of Coffea eugenioides, 1059 nucleotides long. RefSeq lists its product as uncharacterized. The transcript has 3 exons. Bases 456 to 746 code for a protein of 96 amino acids. The record is from RefSeq and is a predicted model, not a curated record. NCBI's taxonomy places the organism in Eukaryota, Viridiplantae, Streptophyta, Magnoliopsida, Gentianales, Rubiaceae.